CUAAUCCACGAAUAUAUUCGACUGAUCAGACCUCCCCCCGCGCAGAGUACGCAAAAGAGCAGGCGAAUCCGCGGCAGCAGCAACACCAGCAGCAGCAGCAGCAAGUAAAGUGGCCGUGUGUAGGGAAACGCUUCUGAAGAAUCCAGAAGUGUGUGACGCUGGGUGAGGCUGGAGGAACGUGUGCAAGUGAAAAAGUGCUAACUAACGAGUUGUGAAGUGAGCCUUUUCGGGGCAGAAGAAAACGACUCGGAACAGCCGAUAAAAGAGGAAAUUGUACGGGCAGCGAAUAGUGACGCGUGGUGUGAGGCGCAUAGAUAACGCCGCGGUCGUGUGCAUUUUUUCCUUGCUGUGUGCGCAAAACAGCACCAGCGGCCGGAGCAGUAGCAGCAGCAGUAGCAGCCGCCGAAGGAAAAACGGAAUAAGAAGCAGCCAAAUCAACACUCAUACUCAUCCCUAAUCACGGCUCGAAAGCGGUGACAGUGUAUAGCAGCAGUAGCAGAGCAGCAAUCACGGUGUGCGGAAAGAAGCAAAGUCCUGCAAUCGCUACUUAACCAGAGAGCUUAAAGGACUUGGAAGCUUGUGAAACAACAACAACAGUUCUAGAAAAAGUCAGAGCGGAGGAAAGCAAUCCAACAUCCUCCAACACCAACUAAACAGAAAACAACAAAAAACAAACAAACAAAAUGCAAGCGAUCAAAUGUGUCGUCGUCGGUGACGGUGCCGUCGGUAAGACGUGCCUGCUUAUCAGCUACACCACGAACGCGUUCCCGGGCGAGUACAUCCCGACCGUGUUCGACAACUACUCCGCCAACGUGAUGGUCGACGGCAAACCGAUCAACCUCGGCCUCUGGGAUACGGCCGGCCAGGAGGACUACGAUCGGCUGCGGCCCCUGUCCUACCCGCAGACGGACGUGUUUCUCAUCUGCUUCUCGCUCGUCAAUCCGGCCUCGUUCGAGAACGUGCGGGCAAAGUGGUAUCCGGAGGUGCGCCACCACUGCCCGAACAUACCGAUCAUCCUGGUCGGGACGAAGCUCGACCUGCGGGACGACAAGAACACGGUGGACAAGCUGCGCGACAAGAAGCUCUCGCCGAUCACGUACCCACAGGGGCUGGCUAUGGCGAAGGAGAUCGGUGCGGUGAAGUACCUCGAGUGUUCGGCGCUGACGCAGAAGGGCCUGAAGACGGUGUUCGAUGAGGCGAUCCGGGCGGUGCUCUGUCCGAUGAUACCGCCGAAGAAAUCCAAGUGUAAAAUCCUCUAAAGGAAAUCCAUUGCCCCGUUUGUUUCUUUUUCAUGUUUUUGUUUUCUUCGUUCAUUUUUUUCGUCUUUUUAAAACGCCCGAGUGCUUUUUUGCUCCUGCCUUGCCAGGCUUGUUGUUGGCAGGCGAGUGUGUCGAAGCGAGCGGCUGGGCUGUUACCCACAACUUCUCGCCACCUACCCAAUUGGUAUCACCUUAUCCUCCCCCGUUCCGGCUGCCCAGUACAGUAGAUGCAAUAAUAUGGAGAACGCCGGCAGUGGUAGACGUAUCCUGGAAGAAUUUUAAAACCGACGGUAUAGUCGCUUUUUUUUUGUUUUAGUCUCUCCGGGAAAGACGAGGAAAUCAAAAUCGAACAUCCCCCAUCUUAUAAAAGCGCCUUACGUAAAGUAGCGUAAACAUUGGUCAAAGUAGCCUGGCGAAAUAGUCAAAGAUGUUUUACGAACCAACCCCCAUGUGUGAAGGAAUAAUUUACACUGAAAAACCCUACAAAUAUGUAAACGAAAGUGAACACAAACAUGAUUCGGUUGAUUGGAACCAACAUAAAACGAUUGAAUAUGUCCUUGGAGGUGAAAAAACAAAAAAGAAAAGAGUCAAAUACCACCACA
Messenger RNA from Anopheles coustani, 1861 nucleotides. RefSeq names its product ras-related protein Rac1. Gene Ontology annotation, cellular component: plasma membrane; cell projection; cell cortex. The transcript is spliced from 2 exons. Gene Ontology annotation, biological process: regulation of actin cytoskeleton organization; regulation of cell shape; cortical cytoskeleton organization. Gene Ontology annotation, molecular function: protein kinase binding; GTPase activity; GTP binding. The coding region runs from base 684 to 1259 and encodes 191 amino acids. Lineage: Eukaryota; Metazoa; Arthropoda; Insecta; Diptera; Culicidae. The record is from RefSeq and is a predicted model, not a curated record.